Molecule: messenger RNA, 2014 nt
Organism: Lentinula edodes (shiitake mushroom)
Lineage: Eukaryota; Fungi; Basidiomycota; Agaricomycetes; Agaricales; Omphalotaceae
Exons: 6
Coding region: 154-1860 (568 amino acids)
Biological process (GO): activation of GTPase activity
Molecular function (GO): GTPase activator activity
Source: RefSeq, a predicted model, not a curated record
AUUGCUCAAGACGUGGAGCGCACGUAUGCUUCCUUGUUCAUAUGGAACGAAAGCUCGUUUUCUUAAUUUACCCUUAGUUUCCCUGAGAUCGAUUUUUUUCGCAACACGGGUGUUCAAGAUCAACUAACGAACGUCCUUUUCCUGUAUUCGUCCAUGAAUACCAGUACCGGUUACAGACAAGGGAUGCAUGAGUUACUAGCUCCUCUGUAUUAUGCCGUCGACGUGGAUUCAUUGCUGGAUACCCACGAAUCUCACCUUAUCUCAGAGCUGUGUUCAAAGAUCUGGGUUGCUGCUGAUGCUUGGGCCUUAUUCGAAUCUAUAAUGUGUUUUGCUUCACGUUGGUACGAGUGGCGGGAAAACCCAUCAACUUACGCUCUACCUUCUCCUUUGUCCAAUCAUGUUCAACUGAAUCCCGACGGUCAGGCUCAAAUUAAGCCAUAUAUAGCACCGAUUGUACAAGACUGCAAUCAAAUACAGGCCACACUUCUCCAUACAACGGAUCCUUUGCUUUGGAAGCAUUUACAAUCUAGUGGCCUUGAGCCACAAAUAUAUGGAAUUCGGUGGUUAAGACUUUUAUUUACGCGGGAGUUUUCCAUGUCAGAUGCCAUGAGAUUGUGGGACGUAUUGUUCGCUUGUGAUCCUACACUCGAUGUGGUACCCUGGGUGUGCGUUGCAAUGCUGAUACGCAUACGAAAUCUCUUAAUCCCAGGAGAUUACACAGUCCAACUGACAUCGCUUCUACGAUAUCCAACACCAGUAUUUCCCCUUGAUUCAACUAACACCGUUCAUCAUACGUCAUUGCUCAUACGACAAGCUCUGGCUCUACAACUGGCACCGACGCCUUCUACAGGCGUCAGUGUAGUAGCGGAAAAUCGGAACUUGUUGGACAUUCCAAUGGAGGUUCCCGAGCCACCUUCAACCUCUCGGAGGAAAGGACCACAAUCUACAGCUACUCGCAAUAGAUCGUCACCUACGCAUGCGCGUCAACAAUCAUCUCAGCCUCCAGGUGGGUUACCUGAGAUGUUGGGCGGAUUAUUUGAACGUGGUGAAAGCCUCAACAUCAACAAGACAUUAAUGAGCGCUGUGACUGAACUGAAACGGAACAUUCCCGAACUAGCUGCUUCCUUUGUUCGAUCUCCACUCCAGUCUCCCUCUAUUCCAAUGACUGUCGAGAGACAGUCUCAACAGUCGGAUGAAAGGCCGCCUUGGGAACCCAAAAGUCGACGGGAACUUGAGCGCGAAAUGGCCGAAUUACGGGCGAACGACAAACUUCUGGGAGAAUCUCUAAGCUGGGUUGUAGACACACUACUACAAGACGAAGACACGUCCCAAGAUCCACAGAGACUGAAGAAACGGAAACAAGAAGCUCUUGAAUCUUUAUCGUAUGUGAGGGAUGUCCUAAUCAAUGGAAUUACGGAAAUAGAGGAUGAGAGACUAUACGGAGAGGCUGAACUCGCAAAUAGAAAGUACAAGGCUCGUGAACCGACCCAAGCAAGAGAAGCUAGCUUGGUGCACGCUCACACUCUGGAAAUGCCUAAACCAGCCCCGGCUCCUGUCGCCGAUACUCGCCCCAGGAUAUCGGGUAAUAACAGAGGGCACACGACCGCUAUCUCCUCGUCUUCUUUAAAUGCGCCAUGGUCUCCGAACACAGCCCGCCUGGCGCCUUGGAACUACACCAAAUCCAGUUUUUCCAUCGAUGGGUCCCUUCCAGCCACCACUCUACCACGACUUCCACCGCCUACUUCUGAUAACUUUCAGCGGAGUCACAUAGGUCCCGGUCCUAGUCAGGUAAUCAGUUCACCUACCAAAGCACCACCCAAGCGAGACAGAACCCCCGAUCCACUAGGAGUUUUGAAGUAGCGAUGUAAUCAUCAGGAGCACUAAACGACUGAUAUCAAUUAGUCGAGACUUUAGGCUUAUAUGCAUUUAAUUGCGUAGAAGUAAUGAAAUAUCUAUACUCAAGAGUCCUAGUCAAGAGUGACGAAAAAUUGGCAGGAAUGAGCCAAAGGGUGGC